Molecule: messenger RNA, 900 nt
Organism: Spodoptera exigua (beet armyworm)
Lineage: Eukaryota; Metazoa; Arthropoda; Insecta; Lepidoptera; Noctuidae
Source: the annotation of a GenBank genome assembly
AUGGCACAAAGUAAGCUUAACGAUAUGGCGGGCAAAUUUGCCAAGGGUGGACCUCCUGGCCUGAACGCUGGAAUCAAAGUAGUGGCCGUUCUAGGUGCGGCAGCUUAUGGUAUCUCACAAUCCUUGUUUACCGUUGAAGGUGGUCACCGUGCCAUCAUGUUCAACCGAAUAGGAGGUAUACAGCAACACGUUAUGAGUGAAGGUAUGCACUUCCGCAUUCCUUGGUUCCAGUACCCCAUCAUUUACGACAUCAGGUCCCGACCUCGCAAGAUUUCAUCACCUACUGGAUCUAAGGAUUUGCAAAUGGUUAAUAUUUCCUUGAGAGUAUUGUCCCGUCCCGAUGCGAGCUCUCUCCCUACCAUGUACAGACAGCUCGGUACUGACUAUGAUGAAAAAGUAUUGCCUUCAAUUUGUAAUGAAGUACUGAAGUCUGUGGUUGCAAAAUUCAAUGCAUCACAGCUGAUUACUCAGCGUCAACAAGUCUCGCUUUUGAUCAGAAGAGAGCUGGUGGAACGUGCUGCUGAUUUCAAUAUUAUUCUGGAUGAUGUAUCUCUGACUGAAUUGAGCUUCGGUAAAGAAUACACAGCGGCUGUUGAAGCUAAGCAGGUAGCCCAGCAGGAAGCUCAGCGUGCUGCUUUCGUAGUAGAAAGAGCCAAGCAAGAGCGUCAACAAAAAAUUGUACAAGCUGAGGGAGAAGCUGAAGCAGCGGAAAUGUUAGGAAAAGCAAUGGGAAUGAACCCUGGUUACCUGAAAUUAAGGAAGAUCCGUGCUGCACAAAGCAUUUCUAGAAUGAUUGCCCAGUCUCAAAACCGUGUAUUCCUUCCUGGCAACAGCUUGAUGAUCAACCUCCAGGACCCUACCUUUGACGACUUGUCUGAGAAGCUGACUAAGAAGAAGUAA